UCAUCCCGCUAUCACCGCACGGUUCCCUCGAGCGAACGAGCGUAAUCGCACGCGCGCGUAAAAAAAAAGAGAGAGUGAGAAAGAAGGAGGGUUUAUAGACAGAGAAUAAACGAUCACACUCGCGCAUCUCUUCCGACUCUCUUCUUUUGUCUACUAUUUUGUCCUGUUCAGUAUUUCUCCAACCUCCUUAAACGUAUAAACGCGACAAGGGGACACCGUAUCUAAAUACAGAACAUAUAUAUAUAUAUAUACACACACACACAUACAUAUAUAUAUAUAUAUAUAUAUACAUACACAAUAUAUCAGUCGGUAUAUCGGAGAGAGUUUUUUUCAAACCGGUCUCCUUCAGCGACAGUUUAAUCGGUGAGAGUAAUCCCCCGCGGCAAGGAGCAGCCAGGAAGAGUCUACAGGACAACACACUAUCCAGACGAGUCGACGACCAGCCGCUUCUUCGACACCAGUUCCACGGAGGAGAGAGAAAGACAUAGCAAGAUGACGAAGCUGAUCGUAAUAGCGAUGCUGUGCCUGCUGCACCUGAACGCGGUGUUCACGAUGCCCGUAGCAGAGAACCAGGAGCCACUGCCUGUGGUGCCGUUGGAGAAAUCUGGGACCAAGCUUUCAGACUUGCCAGCGAUCCCGACUGUCCCGGCACCGAGCCAGGAAGCAGCGGAAGCACCGCUACCUGAGGCGAAAUCAGCCAAAUCCGAGGUGCCUCACGUGAGGAGCGAGCUUCCAGCUGAAAAUCUCCAGGCGUCUGAGAAGGCCGAGGAGAAGAAAGAGGAGCCUCAGCAAGCGAAACCUGAAGAGAAGAAACUAGAGGACGCUAGACAGGAAAAAACGGCUGAGCCACAGCAACAGCCGCAAGAAUCUCAACCUGCUGCUGAGCAGAAGCAGGAGAAGCCUGAGGAAGCGAAGAAAGAGGAGGAGAGCCUGAAACCGGCUGCUUCGGAGUCUCAUGAAACGGUGCAAGCUGCUCCUCAAGAGCCUAAGCAGGAUGCUGCUGAAGUUCCAGCAGAACAGCCGGUAAGUAAAGCUGUGGUGCUAGACGGCAAGAGCUCCGAGCAGGCCGACUCCGCGGAGAAGAGCGCAGAGGCAGCGAAAGAGGAGUCAAAAGAGGAGAAGAAGGCUGAAGAAGUGAAACCUAGCGUGAGGAAGGAAGACGAAUCCAGCUCUGCUGCAUCUGAAUCCUCCGAGGAGAAGGCUCUGCCCGCUGCCGAAGAGAAGAAGGCCGAGAAGCCUCUGGAGGAGCAACAGGAGAAGAAAGCUGAAGAGAAACCUGACCGUGUGACACGUCAUGCCGAGGAAGCUGCCCCAGAGAUCAAGAAACCCGAGCAACCAGCUGAAUUACCUGCUGCUGCGCCAACGCAAGAAGAGAGCAAACCAGCAGCCAAGAGUGACAAAAUCGCGCCACCCCUCGAACAACCUGCAAGCAGCUCCGAGGAAUCCUCUUCGAAGAGCAGCGAGGAGAAGAUCGAAGCCGUUGCUCAGCCAGAGAAAGAAGCGAAGAGCGCUGAGGUGUCCAGUAGCGCUCAGGAAUCAUCCGAACAGCCAGCCAAAUCUGACGAAUACAGCCAGACCAAGCGUGAAACCGUGGAGGCCGAGGCACAGGGAAAAUCUGAUCUAGCUGAAGAGAAGAAGGAGACGCCACUGAAGCCGCUUGAAGGCGCGAAGGAGUCGAAGGAGUCGAAGGAGUCGAAGGAACGUUUGGACGAUUCUUCGGAGGAGAAAUCAGCCGAGAAGAAGGAGGGCAAGUCAAGCGAGGAGGGGAAGUCCUCUGAAGAAUCAAAGGAGUCCAAACCAGCUGACGAGUCCAAGCCAGAGCUGUUGCCGAAGCCUCAGGAGCUGUUGCACCACUAAUAAAAACGGUCGCAACGAGAGGCGGAAGGACGAAGACGAAGAUGAAGAAGGAGAAGCGGUAGCGCCGAAGAGCAGCAAACAUCCAAGCGAAGCGAUUUAAACAACAACAACAACAAAAAAAGCUACAGAAAAAAGAAAAACAGAACACACUGGCUCUCGCCACUCUCGUCGGGGCGCCACUGCGUUUCAAAUUCGAGAAAGACACCCACCACCAUCGACGAAUCGACACCGGAUAAAAAAAUGGGAAAAACAAUUUUCAAUGGUAAAAAACAGGCAAAAAAAAAAAACAAAACAGAAAAGCAACAAAAAAAAAAAAGAAAGAAAGAAAGCAGGAUAGGAAAGGAACGCGACAAGGAAGGAGAGAGAACAAGAAAACGCGCGCGCGCGCGUAGUUUGUUCGGCCCGGAAUAGAAGAGGAGAAGAAGAAGAAAAAAGGAAAAGAAAAGCGAGGCGGGUGAGCAAAGUGUGUACGGUCAGAGGAAGAAAAUGUAUGAACGGGAGCGGGAGAGAGAGAGAACGAGACGGAGUGAGAGUGUAUAUCGGUGUGAAUGGGAGAGAGAGAUUGCGCGAUCAAUUCUGUGGGCAGGGUCCAAAACAAAAAACUUCCCCUCGGCACGCUACGAUUCCGAGAGAAAAAAUUUCAUCGACUCGGGGCAGGAUGGCCACGUGGCAACCUGGCUGUGAGGGAAUAGAUAGACAA
Habropoda laboriosa is the source of this 2557-nucleotide messenger RNA. RefSeq names its product neurofilament heavy polypeptide-like (gene bnb). Bases 493 to 1857 code for a protein of 454 amino acids. Lineage: Eukaryota; Metazoa; Arthropoda; Insecta; Hymenoptera; Apidae. The transcript has 4 exons. The record is from RefSeq and is a predicted model, not a curated record.